UAUCUAGAACAACUUUUCCCAUCUCUCUCUAUUUUGUUGGUCAACCUUUGCUCAUGUCUCACUUUCUCUUUCCCUUCCAAGUCAUGUCUUCUUUGGUGGAAUGGACUUAGAAAGCAUUCUUGAUUCUUGUGCUGCUAUUGAGUGAUUUCAUCUUCAAUCUCAAAUCAAAGACUGACCCUUCAACCAAUCCGUUGACUCAAUUUGAGGCUUAAAAGGGUCAUGGAUAAUUCAAAUGAAGCAUCAUCAUCAUUGAGUUUUGUAUCAUCACACUUAUCAAAUGCUUCAAGCAAUACUCACAAUGAACAUGUGGCAAAUAUUGAAAUUGUGAGUUUGAAUAAGCUCAGUGGAAGCCUUGAGAAGCUAUUGAGUGAUGUUGUUGAUUAUGAUUACUGUGAUGCUGAGAUUGUUGUUGAAGAUAUUCCGGUCGGUAUUCAUCGAUGUAUACUGGCUUCGCGGAGUCAGUUUUUUCAUGAACUUUUUAAGAAAGGAAAAGAUGGAGAUUCGAAGGAAGGAAAGGGAAAGCCGAGUUAUCAGAUGAAAAAUUUGGUGUGUUAUGGUAGUGUUGGAUAUGAAGCUUUUGUUGUUUUUUUGCAUUAUUUGUAUACCGGAAAGUUGAAGGCUCCACCAACAGAAGUGAUGACUUGUGUUGAUGAAGCUUGUAUUCAUGAUUCGUGUCGUCCGGCUAUCGAUUAUGCGCUGGAACUUAUUUAUGCUUCUUCCACAUUUCAGAUGAAAGAGCUUGUUUUGCUUUUUCAGAGGUAUCUUCUAAAUUUUGUUGAUAAGGCGCUCGUAGAAGAUGUCAUUCCGAUCCUUGUUGCUGCUAAUCAUUGCCAACUAGAACAGCUUCUCACUCAUUGCAUUCAGAGAGUAGCGAGGUCGGACAUGGACAUCAUAUCUUUGGAAAGAGAACUUCCAUACGAAGUUAUGACCGAAAUCAAAUCUCUCAGAGUCCAAUCUCUUCCAGAAUCAACGCCCGAUGCGAUGGAAGUAGAGCCUGUGAUUGUGAACGAUAAGAGUAUAGGGAAAAUCCUUAAAGCGUUGGACUCUGAUGAUGUUGAGUUACUAAAGCUUCUUUUAGACGAAUCUAGUGUGACUCUUGACAAUGCAUACGCGCUACACUACGCUUGUGCUUAUUGCGAUUCUAAGGUCGUUCAAGAAGUUCUUACUCUAGGAUUGGCUGAUAUUCUCCUUAAGAAUCCGCGCGGAUACACGGUUCUUCACGUGGCUGCACGACGAAAGGAUCCAUCUAUUCUGUGUGCACUGUUGAAGAAAGGAGCUUGUGCAUCAGAAACCACACUUGAUGGACAAACUGCUCUUUCAAUUUGUCAGAGAUUGACGAGGCGGAAGGAUUAUAAUGCGAAGACUGUGCAGGGUAAGGAGUCUCAUAAAGACAGGCUUUGUGUUGAUGUACUUGAGAGAGAAAUGAGAAGAAAUUCUAUGUCGGUGGACAUGUCGGUUUUGUCACAGUUAACUGCUGAUGAUUUGAAUAUGAGACUGGAUUACCUUGAAAAUAGAGUUGCAUUUGCUAGGCUGUUCUUUCCUGCUGAGGCUAGGGUUGCCAUAGAGAAUGCUGAGGCCGAUUCAACACCGCUCUACGCAACUUCAUCACCUCUAAAAGGCAAUAUAAAAGAAGUAGAUCUAAAUGAAACUCCUUCUUUUAGAACAAGAAAACUCCAAUUAAGAUUACAAUCCCUUGUAAAAACAGUUGAGAAUGGUAGGCGUUUCUUUCCGCAUUGUUCGGAGGUGCUAGAUAAGUAUCUAGAAGACGAGAUGCCCGAUGUUCAUGUCCUAGAGAACGGAACCGAGGAAGAGCGAAGAACGAAGAAAGCACGGUUCAUGGAACUUAGAGACGAGGUACAGAAGGCAUUUCACAAGGAUAUGGCUGAAAAUAACCAUUCAAAUUUGUCAUCAUUGACUUCUACAACAUCCUCUUCAACAAGAAGGGAAAGUCUUAACCACAAAGUGAGGAGAAAAUGAAGUCCAUGUUGUGAUAGAAUAGUGGCUAUUUGGUAGUAUAAGUUUUGUCUUUUUGAAGUAAUGUUGCAACUUGUAUGUAUUUUUCCAAUAAGAUGCUAUAUAGAAAUCAACAUCAGAUCAUA
Molecule: messenger RNA, 2099 nt
Organism: Vicia villosa (hairy vetch)
Lineage: Eukaryota; Viridiplantae; Streptophyta; Magnoliopsida; Fabales; Fabaceae
Product: BTB/POZ domain and ankyrin repeat-containing protein NPR1-like
Exons: 6
Coding region: 220-1977 (585 amino acids)
Biological process (GO): regulation of jasmonic acid mediated signaling pathway; defense response to bacterium; systemic acquired resistance, salicylic acid mediated signaling pathway
Cellular component (GO): nucleus
Molecular function (GO): protein binding
Source: RefSeq, a predicted model, not a curated record